Molecule: messenger RNA, 2601 nt
Organism: Acanthopagrus latus (yellowfin seabream)
Lineage: Eukaryota; Metazoa; Chordata; Actinopteri; Spariformes; Sparidae
Product: piggyBac transposable element-derived protein 4-like
Exons: 2
Coding region: 480-2411 (643 amino acids)
Source: RefSeq, a predicted model, not a curated record
UGUUAUUGGUUCCAAGACGCUAGUGUCUCAUUUCCGUUUCCUCUCAUAAUCGCGGGUUAUUUCAUAAUGGCGGAAAUGAUUGUCAAAACAACUUUGCUGCAUACGGGAAACUGAUUAAGGUCUCCUGUCUGACAGCACCUUGUCUGAAUCUUACAUCCUCCCCGACCUCCUCUGCGUGCGUUUGUACAUUGUCGGUCCAUUAAAUACGAUACCGAAACCCAAUCUUUCCCUAAAAUUGGCCAGACAUGCAGCUGUCCGCUUCUGUCCCGUCGUACAUUGGGACUGGCUCUGCCGACCAAUCGGACACUGUGUCUCUUAACCGCCGACCAAUCAGAAGCUGUGUUUCUGACCGGGGUGGGCUCGUCGGCAGCGAUCUCGCCCGCACAGAGACACGCCGGGAAUGCCACAACUACUAAACACAGAUGUUUUGAGUAAUUUAUCCUUCACGCAGAUGGCUGUUUCUGCCCCAUUCCUCUAAAAUGGCAUCAGGGCGAAGGUUCAAUGAAAUAACAAGGGAAGACGAAACAACAGAAAAAGAAGGAACAGCCAUUGAAGUACUUCUUGAAAGCGACGAUGAUGACGGGGAAUCUGGGGCAGAAAGUUUCCUGACGGAUGACGAGCUGGCUUACCAAGAGGGCCUCGACCCGGCUGAAGAUGGUGAUUCUGAAAAGGAUGAAGAGCCUGGUACAUCUACUGCAGAACAAAUGGGGGAGCCCACUGCUUCUCCCGAAAAGGCCAGUUCUUCAGGAGAGCACAAGGAGUCAAGAUCACGAUCUCGCUCAAGGAUAAGAUCCAGAUCACCACUGGGGGAACGCAGUGUAUCAACAAGCCGGGGCAGAAAAAGAUCCAGAUGUCCAAUUCAGAAACGGCCAGAGCGACGUGGACCUGUCACAUCCUGGAAAACAGAGAGCGAUCCAGACUCAUGUCCAAGCCCAAUAAAGUUCAUCCCAGCAAGACCCCCUGGACAUCAACUGAACUCAAAUGGCACAUACACACCACUUGACCUUUUCAAACUAUUUUUCAGCAACGAUGCAGCUAAAACCCUUUGUCAAAACACAAAUAGACAAGCUGCUAAAAACAAUAACGGCAAAAAAUAUACAUGGGCUGACAUCAAUGUCCAGGAGUUUUUCAAGUAUGUGGGACUAACUUUCUUCUUCGCAUUGGUGAAACUGAAUACCAUCCACGAUUACUGGAAGAGGAACACCAUUUUCAGUGUGCCAUUUCCAGCUAACAUCAUGCCACGGGACCGGUACAGGGUGAUUUCUUGGAACAUCCACAUGAGUGAUCCUGAGAAAGAUGCUGAGAAUGACAAAAAGAAGGGGGCGCCAGAUUAUGACCACUUGUUUCGACUCAGGCCACUCAUGGACACCAUCAAAAAUGCCUGCAAAGCUUUUUACCACCCCAGGCAGAACCUGUCGGUUGAUGAGAAGGUGGCAGCGACAAGGACCCAGGUUGGAUUGAAACAAUACAUGAAAGAGAAGCAAACCAAGUGCUGUUUCAAACUCUUCGUGCUGGCUGACAGCAGCAAUGGCUACACCUUUGACUUUUCUGUGCACACUGGGAAGACACUGUUUUCUACAGAUGCCGGACUUGCAUAUGACGCUGUCAUGUCCCUGGUAAAGCCAGCACACCUGGGCAGUGGCUUUAAUCUGUAUGUAGAUAACUUCUACACCAGUCCAAAACUAUUCAAGGAUCUGUUAAGCCUUAAUAUUGGAGCAUGUGGUUCCUACAGAGACAAUAGAAAAGAUUGCCCCCGAUCAAUUUCAAAUUAUCCCAGAGGCUCCAUCAGGUGGAUUCGUGAUGGCCCGUUGCUAUUUGUUAAGUGGAUGGACACACGAGAGGUCACCAUCUGCUCUACCAUCCAUUCAGCAUACUCUGGAUGUACAGUGAACAGGAGGGUAAAGACUCCCGAAGGCCAGUGGACCGUGAAAUCCAUUCCAUGCCCGACACCUGUUGUCGACUAUAACAAGCACAUGGGAGGUUUUGAUUUGUCAGACCAACUGAGCCUCCACCACUACUCUGUUUACCACAAGAGCAUGCGCUGGUACGGGACAUUGUUCUACCACUUCUUGGACAUUGCAGCCACAAACAGCUACCUCCUUCACAGGGAACUGUGCAGAGAGAAGCAGGAGGAACCCAUGACCCACAGGGCCUUCCUGGAGGAGCUGACAGCCCAGCUGUGUGGAGUCUCAGUUUCGAUCCCCCCUGCCAAGGCCCAGAGCAGCCACCUACCUGUGGCAAUCUGUACUCAACAAGAUAUUAGCAGGAGGGCCUCUUAUGGACGAAAGACUUGUAUACACUGUAGGCAGACCAGGAAGGUCGGUCAGUCUACACCGUGGAAGUGUAAACAAUGUGAUGUGGCCCUCUGUCUCAUUGCAGACAGGAACUGCUUCGAGGCAUGGCACAGUUAGACUUCUGGUUAAAAAAGAGCUGUUUGAAAGUUGAACCAAUUCUAAUUUAUACAUGUAAAUAUCUUUUUUUUUUUGAUGUUCUCAAUGUUUAUUUUUUCACUGCUUGGCAAGACACAUGAGAACAUUUUUCAGAUGUCAAAAAUAUUUAUUAUUCUGUUUGGUUCAAGUAAAGUUAACCUAAAUUAAUUUA